AGUGAAGGAUCACGUGUGCCUUGUGAGAAUCAGGAAUGGCUUCACGGGAUUCAGGAAGGUCCUGAAAACUAGAACUCACUGUCUGAGCUCUGCUUCCAACGGGUCUUCGGGAUGAAGUCUGUUGGUGUCUUCGCCCUAAUUAUCAGCUUCAGCAUAGUCGCAGAAUCCAAAAUCUACACUCGAUGUAAACUGGCAAAAAUCUUUGCAAAGGCCGGCCUGGACAAUUACGGGGGAUUUGCCCUUGGAAACUGGCUCUGCAUGGCAUACUAUGAGAGCCACUACAACACUACAGCCGAGAAUGUCCUGGAGGAUGGAAGCACUGACUAUGGCAUUUUCCAGAUAAACAGUUUCACAUGGUGCAGAAAUGCAAGAAAGCAUCAGAAGAAUCACUGCCAUGUUGCCUGCUCAGCCUUGAUCACUGAUGACCUCACAGAUGCCAUUCUCUGUGCCAAGAAAAUUGUUAAAGAGACACAAGGGAUGAACUAUUGGCAGGGCUGGAAGAAGAACUGUGAGAACAAAGACAUGUCAGAGUGGAAGAGAGGAUGUGAGGUUUCCUGAUCUGCAGCAGGUGCAAGGGUGCUUUCCGUGACCCGUCAGACUUGUACUGAGUAUCGCUUUCUCUCAGUGCCCCUUCUCAGACUUGGAGAGGGAAUCUAAGCUGUAUUUUAAGAAAGUAAACAUUUCCCUUUACAUGCCGUCAUUUCUCUCUGACCUGAGUUCAAUGAUGUCAUAAUAAUUUCAUGAUAUUAGUACUUGAAAAAUCAUUUCACAAUGUCUAAGGACUGGAGAGAAUAAACUUUUCUUCUUUGUUGUAAA
This is a messenger RNA of Mus musculus (house mouse), 816 nucleotides long. RefSeq names its product lysozyme-like 1 (gene Lyzl1). Gene Ontology annotation, cellular component: extracellular region. Lineage: Eukaryota; Metazoa; Chordata; Mammalia; Rodentia; Muridae. The coding region runs from base 112 to 558 and encodes 148 amino acids. The record is from RefSeq and is marked validated. Gene Ontology annotation, molecular function: lysozyme activity. The transcript is spliced from 5 exons.